UAGCUUGUCCAUAAUGACUACAACAUCGAUCUCUCCAUCUCAUAAUAAAUUAAAAAAUAAUGGAGGAUGUUUACUCCAUAGUCCACUAUUGGCUAGUUGGCCACCCAAUUAUCAGUCAAUUCGAGUUUAAGCAUGGACAAACUUUUGGUGCCGCCUUGUUAUUUCCCAUCGUAUCAGUGUCUGUGUACUUGUUUUUCACUGUACUAUCUCUCCGUUUCCCAACACUCCUCCCCACCGUCUCCGCCGCCACCCUCCGUCGUAUCACUGCCACCCACAGCCUCAUCCUAUGUAUCCUUUCGCUUAUCAUGGCCGUGGGCUGCGGCCUCUCGGUCCUCCACGAGAUGGCCGCCUACGUCCAUGACUGGUCAUGGCUCAUCUGUUACAACAGGUUAAAUUAUGAAAAUAUGGUCCUUACACGAGGACCCAUAGUUUUUUGGGGCUACGUGUUUUAUCUUUCCAAGAUUCUUGAAUUUUUGGACACCCUUUUGAUCCUACUAAGUAGCUCGAGAUCUCGACGACUCUCGUUCCUCCACGUGUACCACCAUGCACUGGUGCCACUCUUUUGUUAUGUUGGUGUUUCAACUGGCCUGUCCAUGCUGCAUGCUGGGGUGAUGACUAAUGCUUCGGUUCACGUACUAAUGUAUGCUUAUUAUUUCCUGUGUUCUAUUGGAAAAAGGCCAAGGUGGAAGAAAUUGGUGACUGAUGUACAAAUUGGACAGUUCAUGUUUUGCUUUGUGUGUUUGGGGUCAGUGAUGUAUUAUCACUUGACUAGUGAGUUUGGGUGCUCUGGCAUUGGUGUUUGGUUCUUCACUUUCAGUUUUAAUGUCUCACUUUUAGCACUUUUUCUCAACUUUCACUUCAAGACCUAUGCCAAGAUCAAUUCCAAGAAACCAUGAAGAUAGAGAAGCUUGGCAGAUAAAAAGAUCACAUUAAGCAUAUGUAUGUUGUGACUUGAGAAUGUGGUUGGUUAUGUUAUAAGUUAAUCAGUGGAGUAUUGUAUUGUUUUACUUUUAUAGGGCUUGGAAAGUAAUGAGUGACUUCUCAUAAUAAAUAUAUAUAUACUUAUAAAAGCGUGGUUGUAUUGGGGUGAAAUUUACAAAGGCUGUUUGAAA
Molecule: messenger RNA, 1112 nt
Organism: Capsicum annuum
Lineage: Eukaryota; Viridiplantae; Streptophyta; Magnoliopsida; Solanales; Solanaceae
Product: putative elongation of fatty acids protein DDB_G0272012
Exons: 1
Coding region: 60-896 (278 amino acids)
Biological process (GO): fatty acid elongation, monounsaturated fatty acid; very long-chain fatty acid biosynthetic process; fatty acid elongation, polyunsaturated fatty acid
Cellular component (GO): endoplasmic reticulum membrane
Molecular function (GO): fatty acid elongase activity
Source: RefSeq, a predicted model, not a curated record